AUGGACAAGGUGCUGGCCUUCUCCAUCCUAAGCACGUCGCCGGCGCCGGGGGCGACGUCGGCUACAGCAGGGCAAGAUAGGAAGCAGGGCGGUCUGCCGGCUGAGGCGGAGCGGCAGCCGGACAAGGGGAAAUCACAGUCGCCGCCAACGCUGCGGCCGCGGUUCGCGCCGGAGUUCGAUGGGAUCGACUGCUUCGAGACCAUCGUGUGCCACUGA
Messenger RNA from Triticum turgidum subsp. durum (durum wheat), 216 nucleotides. The record is from the annotation of a GenBank genome assembly. NCBI's taxonomy places the organism in Eukaryota, Viridiplantae, Streptophyta, Magnoliopsida, Poales, Poaceae.